Capra hircus (goat) is the source of this 1035-nucleotide messenger RNA. RefSeq names its product galectin 3 (gene LGALS3). The transcript has 6 exons. Gene Ontology annotation, biological process: negative regulation of endocytosis; negative regulation of extrinsic apoptotic signaling pathway; macrophage chemotaxis. The coding region runs from base 112 to 888 and encodes 258 amino acids. NCBI's taxonomy places the organism in Eukaryota, Metazoa, Chordata, Mammalia, Artiodactyla, Bovidae. Gene Ontology annotation, molecular function: IgE binding; carbohydrate binding; laminin binding. Gene Ontology annotation, cellular component: nucleus; immunological synapse. The record is from RefSeq and is a predicted model, not a curated record.
CCGGGCCGGGCGUAUUUGAGGCGCAGAGCCGGCCACCGCCCCGGCAGGACCACACCACCCCUGCCCGAACCUCCCCCGCGGCGCGCGAGCCAGUGCAAAGGCGUCGGGAAAAUGGCAGACGGUUUUUCGCUUAAUGAUGCCUUAGCUGGGUCUGGAAAACCAAACCCCCAAGGUUGGCCUGGUUCAUGGGGAAACCAGCCUGCUGGGGCAGGAGGCUACCCAGGAGCAGCCUAUCCUGGGGCCUACCCUGGACAAGGACCUCCUGGCCCCUACCCUGGACAAGGACCUCCUGGCCCCUACCCUGGACAGGGACCUCCUGGGGCCUACCCUGGACAGGGACCUCCUGGGGCCUACCCUGGCCCAACAGCACCUGCUUAUCCUGGACCAACUGCACCAAGUGCCUACCCCGGACCUGGGGCCUACCCACCUCCUGCCUACCCUGCUGCCAGUCCCUAUGGCAUCCCUUCUGGACCCCUGAAUGUGCCUUAUGACCUGCCUUUUCCUGGAGGAAUCAUGCCUCGCAUGCUGAUAACAAUCCUGGGUACAGUAAAGCCCAAUGCGAACAGACUUGCUUUAGAUUUCAAGAGAGGGAAUGAUGUCGCCUUCCACUUUAACCCACGCUUCAAUGAGAACAACAAGAGAGUCAUUGUUUGUAAUUCAAGGCUGAAUAAUAACUGGGGAAAGGAAGAAAGACAAAUGUUUUUCCCAUUUGAAAGUGGUAAACCUUUCAAAAUACAAGUGCUGGUUGAACCUGACCUUUUCAAGGUUGCAGUCAAUGAUGCUCACUUGUUGCAGUACAAUCAUCGGGUGAAAAAUCUGGGGGAAAUCAGCACGCUGGCAAUUUCUGGUGACAUAACUCUCACCAGUGCUUCGCACACUAUGCUAUAAUCUUAAAUGGGCAGAUACUUUUGUAAAGAAAUGAAUUUGAACGUAAACCUUACACAUUUAAAAGUUUCAUGUUGAGUGAAAAAUUUUACCUUUAUUCAUCAAUGUCCUUCUUGUAAAUCACUGAUUUAAUAAAUGUUCUAAGAGUUA